Messenger RNA from Hypomesus transpacificus, 1301 nucleotides. It is a transcript of the gene stoml3b, whose product is annotated as stomatin (EPB72)-like 3b. The transcript has 7 exons. The record is from RefSeq and is a predicted model, not a curated record. The coding region runs from base 59 to 910 and encodes 283 amino acids. NCBI's taxonomy places the organism in Eukaryota, Metazoa, Chordata, Actinopteri, Osmeriformes, Osmeridae. Gene Ontology annotation, cellular component: plasma membrane.
CACUCCCCCCAACACACACAGAUCAACACACACGCGUAGGAGGAAGUGCUGACACCACAUGGAAAUGGAGAGCGAAAUGGAGAGCCAGAAGAGAAACGUUAUUAGCACGGAUGAUCUGAUAGCUGAUAGGACUGGUUCUCAAGGAUGUUGCGGCUGGCUUCUGGUCAUCCUUUCUGGCCUGUUUGUCCUCCUCACGUUCCCCGUCUCCAUCUUCAUGUGUGUCAAGAUUGUUCAAGAGUAUGAGCGCGCCGUCAUCUUCAGACUGGGCCGCAUUACAGACAGGAAGGCGAAGGGACCCGGUAUCUUCUUCGUGCUUCCAUGUACUGACUCCUUCAUCAAAGUUGACCUGAGGACCAUUUCAUUCGACAUCCCACCACAGGAGAUCCUCACUAAGGAUUCCGUGACCGUGUCUGUGGACGGCGUGGUGUACUUCCGGGUCAACGACCCCAUCUCCUCAGUGGCCAACGUGACCAACGCCGACUACUCCACCCGCCUGCUGGCCCAGACCACCCUCAGGAACGUCCUGGGAACCAAGAACCUGGCCGAGGUUCUGUCCGACCGCGAGGGCAUCUCUCACAGCAUGCAGUCCACGCUGGAUGUGGCCACAGACGUGUGGGGGAUCAAGGUGGAGCGCGUGGAGAUCAAGGACGUGAAGCUGCCUCACCAGCUGCAGAGAGCCAUGGCGGCCGAGGCGGAGGCGUCCCGCGAAGCCAGGGCCAAGGUGAUCGCCGCAGAGGGAGAGAUGAACGCGUCACGCGCCCUGAAGGAGGCCUCCCUGGUGAUCUCCGAGUCUCCCUCCGCCCUCCAGCUGCGCUACCUGCAGACCCUCAGCACCAUCGCUGCCGAGAAGAACUCCACCAUCAUCUUCCCUGUGCCCAUGGACAUUAUCAGCCACUUCAUGAAGAAGUGAGGUCAUCAACCUGCGCCCCGCCGGCUCUGAUGAGUUUUGGUGCUCGACAGGAAUCUCAAACCCUUUCACUUCUUCCUUGUGCACGUACGGACCUCUUUUGAUGACCUCAGAGAGCCGUGGGCAUAGCACCGUUUCCUCAACCAACAUAAAUACGUAGAACGUGUGACUCCAAUGUUUGUGUUUUUACUCUGUGACUAAAUAGUGUUUUCUAAAAGUUCUCUAUGAAAUGCUCAUUCUGUAAUCAAGUGCUAUUUCUCAACACCUCGUGCAAUGCAUUUGCUGUUUACUGUUUGAUUGCCAUCCCACAUGAGUACGGAUGAAAUGACUAUGGAAUUACAAAAUGUGACCUCUCAACUAUUAAGAAAUAAAGUCAGAGAUGGGUACUCUGAAA